This is a messenger RNA of Solenopsis invicta (red fire ant), 1291 nucleotides long. RefSeq names its product synaptobrevin-1 (gene Syb). Lineage: Eukaryota; Metazoa; Arthropoda; Insecta; Hymenoptera; Formicidae. Gene Ontology annotation, biological process: vesicle fusion; vesicle-mediated transport. The transcript is spliced from 3 exons. Gene Ontology annotation, molecular function: syntaxin binding; SNAP receptor activity. The record is from RefSeq and is a predicted model, not a curated record. Gene Ontology annotation, cellular component: SNARE complex; plasma membrane. Bases 553 to 915 code for a protein of 120 amino acids.
CGUGAAGUGAUUAUUCAUUUUACGUUCAUAUAGUUUCAUAUCAAUCAUUGCACCAUUACAUUAAUUAUUGCGACAUAAUUUGCCAUAGUAUCACGCCUCUUGAGCUCAGCGGACUUCCGUUUUUACCGGCAAAGUAAAUCUUGUCGUCACUUUUAGAUGGCGUGGGCAGGCGAUAUUUUGACAAACAGUCAUUGAAUGGGACGAUCCGCGAGUUUUUAUAAUUGAUUAAUUAAUUAUAUUGUUGGCGUUACGUAAAAUCGAAAAGAGCCCCGAUCGCGUCAAUGACGCGUAAUUUUUGUCGUCCUCGAUAGCAAUGUUCCUUCUGAUAAACACGCUGUAAUACUCGUGAUGUCAUGAUUAUCGCCAUCUUCGUCUUGUGUCAUUCACUGUUGUCGUUGUAAACUGGUUAGCCGUCAUCGACAAGUAAUUUGCGGGAUAUCGUCACGCCUUGCAGAUUUGAUUAGAGUUAGCUUCGAUUCGCUCGUGCACUUGAUACUCUUAUAGUUGGAAACAGGUUAGUCGGAAGGAGGCCCUUGUCACUGUUUCAGGACUAUGGAGGGUGGUGGUGCAGGAGGCGAGACGGGCGGUCCGCACAAUGCCCAGCAAGCGGGCGCCAGCAAGAAGCUGCAGCAGACACAAGCCACCGUGGACGAGGUCGUAGGCAUAAUGAAGGUUAACGUGGAGAAGGUGCUGGAGCGAGAUCAGAAGCUCUCCGAGCUCGAGAAUCGCGCGGACGCCUUGCAGCAGGGCGCGACGCAGUUCGAACAGCACGCCGGCAAGCUGAAGCGAAAAUACUGGUGGAAGAAUCUCAAAAUGAUGCUUAUCCUCGGCAUCAUAUGCGUCGUUAUCUUAAUCAUCAUUAUUGCCUCGGUUGUGCCAAGUAGUUCGGACAACUCCAAUAAUUCUACAAAAUGAUAGCGUUGUACCAAAGGAAAGACACGGUGUCAUACCGAUCAACCACAUCCUCUCUCUUAGGAUAAGUUAAAUAUAUAUAUAUUUGGUGAAGUACGUACAAGGGGGACUGCAGAGAGCUAGAUGAAGGAUGGAAUUUACAUGUUUUUAUCUGUAACGUCAUCCGCACAGAAAAUUGGGGAACAAAGAGAACAUAUUUUUGAGACUCAUUAUUGUAUCGAAGCGCACACGAUUAUUAGACUAACAACCAGUAUUAAUACGAGUGGCCUUCCUUAUCUUUUAACGGAACAGAAUAAACACUGGGGUAUUCUUACGAAUGUUAAUCUUGUUACAACGCUUUAUUAUAAAUUAUAUAUAAUAUAUGUUUGUACACUCUUUC